This is a messenger RNA of Myotis myotis, 2065 nucleotides long. It is a transcript of the gene P4HTM, whose product is annotated as prolyl 4-hydroxylase, transmembrane. Gene Ontology annotation, molecular function: L-ascorbic acid binding; procollagen-proline 4-dioxygenase activity; calcium ion binding. Gene Ontology annotation, biological process: peptidyl-proline hydroxylation to 4-hydroxy-L-proline. The transcript has 9 exons. NCBI's taxonomy places the organism in Eukaryota, Metazoa, Chordata, Mammalia, Chiroptera, Vespertilionidae. Gene Ontology annotation, cellular component: endoplasmic reticulum. The record is from RefSeq and is a predicted model, not a curated record. Bases 121 to 1836 code for a protein of 571 amino acids.
GCGGCCGCCGCACUCGGGAGCGAGAGAUGCAGACCCUGCUUAUCCGGGAGGAGGGAAGUGCGUCCAAACCAGGAAACAAGCUCCCGCUGGGCUCUCUUGGGCGCUGCCGCUCUGGUUUGCAUGAGCUGGAGGGCAUGCCCCCCUCCCCGCGCUAACGCAGCCGAGAAGACGCGCCGAUGUGGGCCGGGGUCGAGGGCGCAGAGGCGCGGGCGGCUCCGGGCGGGCGGGCGCAGCAUCCCCAGGCGCCGUCUCCUAGCGACCGCGGCGCGCGCGGGCUCGGCGGUUGUCCGGGCAACAGCGCGGCGCGGGCAUCCCCGCGGCCCCUCCCCUGGGCGCGCGCGCGACCGGGGCGCCAUGGCGGCGGCGGGCCUGAGGCCUGAGGCCGGGAGUCCGCAGUGGGCGCCGGCGGAGCGCGAGCCGGCGGGGGCCGCGGCCGGGCCGGGCGACGGCGAGGACGCGCCGGUGCGGCCGCUGUGCAAGCCCCGCGGCAUCUGCUCGCGCGCCUACUUCCUGGUGCUGAUGGUGCUCGUGCACCUGUACCUGGGCAACGUGCUGGCGCUGCUGCUCUUCGUCCACUACAGCGACGGCGACGACGGCGGCCACCCCGCGCCCCCGCGCCGCGCCCCCGGCCCGCAGCCCGCGCCCACCCCGGCUCCCCUCGCCCGACUCGAGGGCAUCAAGGUGGGACACGAGCAGAAGGUCCAGCUGGUGGCCGACCGGGACCACUUCAUCCGAACCCUCAGCCUCAAGCCGCUGCUCUUCGAAGUCCCGGGCUUCCUGCGCGAUGAGGAGUGUCGGCUCAUCAUCCACCUGGCACAGAUGAAGGGGCUACAGCGCAGCCAGAUCCUGCCCACCGAGGAGUACGAGGAGGCCCUGGGCACGAUGCAGGUCAGCCAGCUGGACCUCUUCCGGCUGCUGGACCAGAACCGUGACGGCCGCCUGCAGCUCCGUGAGGUCCUGGCCCAGACUCGCCUGGGGAAUGGACGCUGGAUGACGCCAGAGAACAUUCAGGAGAUGUACUCUGCGAUCAAGGCUGACCCUGACGGCGAUGGAGUGCUGAGCCUGCAGGAGUUCUCCGACAUGGACCUGCGGGACUUCCACAAGUACAUGAGGAGGCACAAGGCGGAGUCCAGCGAGCUGGUGCGCAACAGCCACCACACGUGGCUAUACCAGGGGGAAGGCGCCCACCAGGUCAUGCGGGCCAUCCGCCAGAGGGUGCUGCGCCUCACCCGCCUGCCAGCCGAGAUCGUGGAGCUCAGCGAGCCAAUGCAGGUCGUGCGGUACGGAGAGGGCGGCCACUACCAUGCCCACGUGGACAGUGGGCCUGUGUACCCAGAGACCAUCUGCUCCCAUACCAAGCUGGUAGCGAACGAGUCGGUGCCCUUCGAGACCUCCUGCCGCUACAUGACUGUGCUGUUCUACCUGAACAACGUCACCGGCGGGGGAGAGACUGUCUUCCCCGUCGCAGACAACAGAACCUACGACGAAAUGAGCCUGAUUCAGGAUGACGUGGACCUCCGGGACACUCGGAGGCACUGUGACAAGGGCAAUCUCCGAGUCAGACCCCAGCAGGGCACAGCCGUCUUCUGGUACAACUACCUGCCCGACGGGCAAGGCUGGGUGGGCGACGUGGACGACUACUCGCUGCACGGGGGCUGCCUGGUCACUCGUGGCACUAAGUGGAUCGCCAACAACUGGAUCAAUGUGGACCCCAGCCGCGCGCGGCAGGCGCUGUUCCAGCAGGAGAUGGCGCGCCUGGCCCGCGAAGGGGGCGCCGACUCACAGCCAGAGUGGGCUCUGGACCGGGCCUACCGCGACGCGCGCGUGGAGCUCUGAGCGAGGGGUCAGGCUCGGCCCCGCCGCAGGUCGCCCGCCGCUCACGGUGGGGCCCUGCAGCUCCCCGUCCAGCUUCAAGCCAAAGGUCUGGCCGACGUCUUGCCCGCACCCCCGCCUCCAGCCGCGACCAGGGCACCGCACCUCCAUCCGUGUUAUUUGUUAUUUAUUGUACAGACCCUGCCGCCCGUCAAAUAAAACCAACCGGCUGCGAGCCGGGCCGAGGAGCUCG